This is a messenger RNA of Fragaria vesca subsp. vesca, 2074 nucleotides long. RefSeq lists its product as uncharacterized. NCBI's taxonomy places the organism in Eukaryota, Viridiplantae, Streptophyta, Magnoliopsida, Rosales, Rosaceae. The record is from RefSeq and is a predicted model, not a curated record. The transcript is spliced from 10 exons. The coding region runs from base 1 to 1749 and encodes 582 amino acids.
AUGGGAGCCAAAGCCAAGUCCCACCACCAUUACAACGGCGGCAAUGGCGGUGGCUGCGGCGGCAGCGAGAGCAGCAGCAGCAACUCUCCUAGCCCGCCACCGUCACCGCGUCGUAACUCUAGCUCAUUAGUUUUCCACCACCGCCGGAAACUCCGGUCGAAACCCAUGUCGGUCGUCGCCGGCUUCCUGGUCCUCCGCCGGUUCCUGCGGCUGCUGGUGGUUCUGCCCGUGCUCUAUGUCUCUGGACUUGUCAUGUGUGUCGGUGUGGGCCCAUUUUGCUCUCUGGUUGGUCAUACCCCUCACCCCGGUUCGGUUUACCGGAGCCACGAGAUGUUUCAGCUACUCUGGCCUCAUAUUCAGGCCGACAAUUCCACUCCGAUCGAGUUGUCAUCCGUGUGGAGAUACAGAAGGAAGCUGAAAGAACAGAAACCUUGUCCACAUUCAACUGCAGGACCACAGUCCGACAAUGCUGCCCCUAGUGGUUACUUGAUAGUGGAGGUAAAUGGCGGUCUUAACCAACAACGCUCUGCGAUUUGCAACGCUGUGGCUCUUGCUGGAGUUUUGAAUGCAAUUCUAGUUAUUCCUCGCUUUGAAUUCAAUAGUGUUUGGAGAGAUCAAAGUACUUUUAGCGAUAUAUAUGAUGAAGAGCAUUUCACAGCUACCCUUGAGGGCUAUGUUAGAGUGGUUAAAGAACUACCUGAGGCACUGCUGGAGAGAUAUGAUCACAACAUCAGUAACAUACCAAAUAUUCGUGUUGAAGCUUGGGCUCCUGUCCGGUAUUACACAGGAGAAGUUUAUCCUGUUCUGCAGAGCCAGGGGGUUGUAAGGAUAGCUCCAUUUGCUAAUAGGUUAUCGAUGAGUGUCCCACCUCCUAUUCAGCAUCUAAGAUGCCUUUCUAAUUAUGAAGCAUUGCAAUUCUCGUCUUCCAUAUCAAAUUUGGCAAAGAAGCUAGUUGAACGAAUGACAGAGAAGAGUUCAAGGAGUGGUGGAAAGUAUGUUUCAAUCCACCUCCGUUUUGAGGAGGACAUGGUGGCAUUCUCAUGCUGCUUGUAUGAUGGAGGAGAGGCAGAAAAAGCGGAAAUGAAUUUAGUACGACAGAGGGGGUGGGGAAAUAAGUUCAAAAGUAAAGGCGGUGUAACUCUGCCCGGUUUAAAUAGGAUUAAUGGAAAAUGUCCACUCACCCCCUUGGAGGUUGGAAUGAUGCUAAGAGGUAUGGGAUUUGAUAAUACUACUUCAAUAUAUUUAGCCUCGGGGAAAAUAUAUUGGGCAGAAAAGCAUUUAGCCCCUCUGCUGAAGAUGUUUCCCUAUCUGCACACUAAAGAGUCACUUGCAACGCCAGAUGAGCUUGCUCCAUUUAAGGGAUAUUCUUCAAGAUUGGCAGCUUUGGACUAUACAGUAUGCUUAUUUAGUGAGGUUUUUGUAACAACCCAAGGUGGGAACUUUCCACAUUUCUUAAUGGGUCAUCGGAGAUUCAUCCAUGGUGGACAUUCCAAGACUAUUGUGCCUGAUAAGCGCAAGCUUGUUGUUUUGCUGCAGGACAUGGGUAUCAGUUGGACAGAUUUCAGACUUGAGAUGCAAACAAUGCUCAGAGAAAGUGACCGCAAGGGAAUGAUUAUACCGAGAGUGAAAAAGUUUACACGAAAAUCUUCUGUGUACACUUACCCUUUGCCAGAAUGUAGAUGUCUACAAAGACACAAUAACACUCAGAUUGUCCCAUCUACACUCUCGAGUUUGAUGACAAAGCUGUGAGAGCAACCAACAAAUCCUUUAAAAGUUUCUCUCUUGUACCAUUGUCAAUCAUAUGCUUCACGUUACAUGGGGGGUCUUGUCUCUUUUCUUCUGUGGAUUCUGAAGAGACCCAACGCUCUAAAUCCUGCUGUGGCCUGUGUAAAAUGUAGAUAGUCCAAGCAGUUGGUCAGGAGAUGCAGGUUUUCCAGUUUUGUUUUCCGAAAGGAAUUCCUUAUUAGAUGUUAUUCUUUGCCCCUUAUACAUGUUAGAUAUGUUAUCUGGGAAUAGCUGAAGUUUGAGCUGCCUCUGGCAAAGUUGGGGGGACUUGCUCAACAUUUGGUACAUA